Messenger RNA from Symbiodinium natans, 3447 nucleotides. The record is from the annotation of a GenBank genome assembly. Lineage: Eukaryota; Dinophyceae; Suessiales; Symbiodiniaceae.
AUGGAGGCCUUUGCACCCGGAGCCACGGUGAUCCACUCCGUUAGCCAGAAAGUGCACAAAGUUGGCGAUGACCGCCGGCUGCUGUGCCGAGCCCGUGUUGCCGAGCAGAUGCUGCGUGCCUUGGAAGCCGCGAGGCCGAAGGACGACCUUUGCCACAAAUGCUUCCGGGAGCUAAGCGUGCAGGUCCCGGAGACCAUGUCCAGCUCGGAGGAGACAGCAGCAAUGGAGCCGGUCCAGGAGGAGGAGCCUGAUGAACAGCCGGCGAUCGCCAGCCUCUUUCCAAAGCUCCCGCGCGGUGCAGCCAACGCGUCAGGCCACUUCCUGGAGGAGCCCGGGUACGAGGUGUCCUUUGAGCCCGUGAACUGCAAGGAACUUGAGGCAGUGUUGGAGCUGGCCAUCGUCCGCCAACAGCCUGUGCUCUUUGACGAGAUGGCGGCCAUCCGAAACCGGGCGGUGGACAUCGAUAGCAGCGGCGUGGGCCGAAUCCCCGUGUGCCACCCGUCUCCUUCGGGACCACCUUGCAAGGGCUUGGCCGUCCGUUCCUACAGCGGCAUAGUGCUCAAGCCCGCCGAGCCGACAGAGCCCGGGAAGAAGCGGGCGAAGACCGAGCCCGUGCCUUGGGGAGUCUUGCCAGCAAUGGUGCGUGCUGAGUUGCAGCGGGGCAUUCCGAUCCAUCUCGCCGGCAAGAGUGUGGCGGCUCUUUCACCGACGACUCGAGCCGUCGCCCAGACCGGCAUCGCGGAACAUGAGGUCAACGUGGUGCGCCCGGAGUUCACCAUCGGCAAGGCCAUGUUUUCGCACCAAAAGCUGGGCGAGCUGCCGAAGCAGGUCCUGGCCUUCCUGAUCAGCCGCUCAGACACGCUUGCCCAGACCGUUACGGAUCGGCCCUGCCUCGGGCACAAACACAAACAUAGCUCCAUGUCAACCCCUCCUGAAGUCUUGCUCCGGCUGGCUUGGAGGGAUGAGCCAGCAGUCAAACUGAAACAGGUGGAGCUCGACCAUUCGUUCAUGCAGAUUGCCUUUUGCUCGAGCCAGAGGACAGCUAGGACCAGCAGGACGAUUGCCGCCAUGAGCAGGCCUCCAGCAACAUCGCGCAAGGUCGGGCGCGUGGUGGUGCUACUGGCGCUGUUCCUGGUGUGUUUGCCAGAGCCUAAGACCAGCGCAUUGAACAGCGUUAGAAGUGUUCCCGAGCAGCUUCAGGCGAGCAACGCGGACGGCGCGGGCUUUGCUUGGAGCGGGGGCCGUGCCGUUUUCGAGGUGGGAUGUGAUGGCAUGGAGUGCCGAUGCGCAAGCCAGAGCGAGGCUGAUGGCCCUUUGGACCGUGGUGAGGCCGAAGGCAAUGAAGACGACAAGGCCUCAGAAAAGGAUCAGGAUGAGGUGGAAGAGGCGACGACCGAGGCACUUCCAGGGAGCCUGUUCUUGCUGGUGAGGGUUUCGCGAAACAAGGCGGUGGAUGAGUUGCUUUGCGGUGCUGCCUCAGCACAGACUGCUGAUCCGGUUGAAGAUGCCAAGCAGGCUAUUGUGGCCUUUGCCCAGGACGAGCAGCUGCAGAAGACGGUUCAGGAGACAGAGGACAAAGGCUUCGACGAAUCCACCGAGCAGAUCACUAACGCGCAGAAAUUUCUAGUGCUGGCUUUGGCGAGAUGGGAAGGAAUCGAGAAGGAUCUGAAGUUGGUGAGCGAAAAGUGGCGAGAAGCCAUACAGCAGGGCGACAAAGAGGAAGAAAGAAAGUGGCAGCAGGAGCGCAAGGAGGCGAAGGAGGAGUUCGACAAGGCCAAGGCGGAGGCCGAAAAGGCCAAGGAGGAGCUCGAGAAAGCCAAAUCAACGGCACCCCUUCAGGUCUUCGGCGAGGCUAGGCGGACGUUGGGAGCAGUCACGUCCUUUGGCAAGGGGUUUUCCAGCUUCUUGGAGGUGGCACUGCUGAGUGGCAAUGAGGCUGCGUUUGUUUUUGGUGUUUGUGUGCAGGCAGGAUCUACUCUUCUGAAGGACUUUAGCGACGAGCUUCCCGAUCUUGACGAACGCUUCUUGAAUGGACGCAUAAACAACAAAGAGAAUCGUCCGUUCUUGGAGCGGGAGACAAUCGUGAAGAGGGUUCUGGCAGAGCUGACCGCAACCCAAAGCCAGAAGGUGGAUAAGCCCAGGCUCGUGGCUCUUUGGAGCCCUAGGGGCACCGGCAAGACUUCGCUCGUUCGACACCUGGCGCAGUUGGAUCAGUAUGCCGAGAGCCGCAGAUGUGGUCGGCUGCUGGUGAUGGAUGCGUCAAUGUUAGCACAGCAUGCACAAAAUGAUGUGGAUACACUGGUUUCCGCCAUCAUCAUUUGGCAUCUUUUGCAAAUCUUCGACGGCUACGCUGUGGAAGUUGGCCAAGGGAACAGCGUUGCCUUCAAGCGCUUGGACAUAGGUCCUGUGUUGAGGCUUCUCGAACAGACCCCAUCGACUCCACCCCCGGACGGCAGUGUUGGGUGGUGGAUUGCGUCCUUCUGUAACAGCAAGGACGACGUCCUGGACCAGUGGCUCGUUCUCACGGAAAAGGCCUUCGCGGCGAAGAACAGCUGCCCUCGUCUUGUCUUCUUGGAUCAAGCAGAACUCCUUACAAGACUUGAGACAGAGGGAACAAAAGAGCGGGGGAGAGCAAGAAAGUCAUUGCUUACGGGGAUUUUCUCAAGGCUUCCCGCACAAAUGGCAUGCUUCUGCACGGGCACGCUGGAUUUGAUGCGUGAUGCUCCUGCAGAAAAGUACACACUCCUUUAUGUCCAUAGCGUGCCAGCACUGGCACCAUUGUCUCGAGACGCUGCUGCCGCGACCAUGCAACAGUGGAACAAAACGACUUAUGACGACCCUACGUUCAACCAGGUAAUGCUCUUCUCUUGCGGAGUUCCUCGACUUCUGCAGUGGGCGUUCCAGGCAGACGGGGAGUUGACAAAGGCAAGCACUGAAAUUGCAUUGAAUGAGAUGUCGAAGUGCUUCGCGGAGUCGUACAAGUCUGCAGCACCCUGGUUUAGUGACGACAUUGAGACCGCUUUGGCAAUCGUUCUCUGUUCAGCCGUUCGAUGGACCGCAACUGGAAGCCGCCAGUUUGAUAGAGUGCCUGGAACAAACACUCCUUGGUCCGACAUCUUCCAUGCAGGAGCAGCAUUUCCCGCUGAGAAGUCGGUACUGGUCCCACGCAUCUGGUGGUGUCGGGAUGCCGCUGUCUCCGCCAAGCUGGAAAGUCACCUUGAAGGCUGGAACAUCGAUCUGAAGAGUCUGUUGCCAGAUCCCUUGAAGUUGGUUCAGAGUUCGGUCCGAGGUCCCCUUGCCAGAGGAAUGCCGUGGGAACAGAUGGUUGCAAACUCCCUAGUGGCGGAUCGUCUAGAUGAGGGCAGACUUAAUCGACAUGUACCGAGCAGCAGCAACGUGGGAGCUUGGAUGAGCUUGGAUAUACCGGAAGGGCUUCUGCACUGUUGA